AUGGUAAAUGUGAUAAUGGACUGUGGAGUUGUUCCAACUUUGGUAAGGCAUCAACAACUCAUAGUUGAUGCUGGAGCUCUACCACAUCUUGUGGAUUUGUUAAUGACACUAAAGAAUGGUGGUAACUCCCAACCUCAUGAAAAUAGCUGCAUUAAAACCCGUGUCAAGAUUGAAGGUGGUAUCCCUCCUCUUGUUCAAUUGCUCGAGUAUGCGGGUAGAAGGGUACAACGAGCAGCUGCAGGGGUCCUACAAACCCUUGCAUUAAAAAAUGAUCACUACAAGAAAACUGUGGAUGGAAACAAAACUCAGGUUGCAGAAUGCAAUGCUCUACCAACCCUUGUACUAAUGCUUUGGUCUAAGGAUGCCACUAUAUAUUAUAAAUCGAGAUUCAAAGGGAUGCAGCUCUGCUACUUGGUCAAUUUGCUGGAGCUAAUUCUGAAAGCAAGAUUGCUUGUGCAAGAGGUUCUUGAGAAGGUGCUAUCCGAGCCAAUUUGGCCGCAUUUCGCUAUCGCAAAUGUUGGCAGUGGAUUCAGCCUGAUCAAGGCCUUUCGACUUACAAUGAAAAUAUUGGGGUCUUGUAUGCCUUUUAUUAGUUCUGCAGCAAAUGGAAUAAUUGGAAGGGAUUUUCUAACCAAUGGAUAUAGAGAGGUGAAGUGGAUAGAUAUUGGUGGUUAUUACCACGAUGAAGAUGGCUAUAUACCCGCAAAAGAUUUAAAUAAUGGUAUUGUUUUGAAUGUUUGGGUUCUACCGGAUUAA
This is a messenger RNA of Juglans microcarpa x Juglans regia, 756 nucleotides long. RefSeq lists its product as uncharacterized. Lineage: Eukaryota; Viridiplantae; Streptophyta; Magnoliopsida; Fagales; Juglandaceae. Bases 1 to 756 code for a protein of 251 amino acids. The transcript is spliced from 4 exons. Gene Ontology annotation, molecular function: protein binding. The record is from RefSeq and is a predicted model, not a curated record.